CUUCUGUGCUUCCCCUUGAGGAGUCAUGGGCAGCACGGUGGAGAUGUUACUGUGGACCUGGAUCCUCCUGGACUCGGGGGUGACCUCAGUCUCACUGCCAGAGAUCACAGAUGGGGGGUUCAUUGAUGAAUGUGUGAGGGAGCACAACAGGGCUCGGUCGUCUGUCAACCCACCUGCAAGUAACAUGCUGCACAUGACAUGGGAUGAGGGCUUGGCCUUUACUGCCAGAGCGUGGUCAAGGCACUGUGCAAGUGAACACAACACCCACCUCCAAGAUGUCCGCCGUGUGCACCCCACCUUCGCCUCAGUAGGCGAGAACAUCUGGACAGGCUCACCUUCAUUAUUCAAUGUGACAAGAGCCAUAAAACGUUGGGUGGAUGAAAAGGCUCAUUACGACUACCAAGGGAAUGACUGCAGGUCCGUCUGCGGCCACUACACACAGGUUGUGUGGGGAAGCAGCUACAAGGUGGGUUGUGCCGCCCAGCUGUGCCCAAAUGGUGUCAGGAACUUUGAUACUAGAGAGGGAGUUGUUUUUGUCUGCAAUUAUGCUACAGCGGGCAACAUGAACGCAGAGCGACCGUACGAGUCCGACGGGGAAGCCUGCUCUGGAUGUGAAGGCUCCUGUGUAGACAGACUCUGCCGUAACAAAGAGAGAGAUUCAAAGAAAAGCUACAGCUGGACUCCAGACAUGGACCAAGCUCUGCCUGCUGCAGACCACCACUAUGUGUAUAUUCUGGUGGUCCGGCCCAUCUGCCUCAUCCUCACGUUCAUUGCAUCAUACGCAGUCCACUGCUUCUACCCUGAUGUCUUCUGCUAUGAGUAGACGAACAACCAUGGAUUUAUUCUGACAGUGUUAAGUUGAAGAUGUGACUUUAAUUACAUCUUUAAUAGUUUGGUCUAUAUAGUUUGAUUUUAAGUCUAAAUAGAGCUGUAAACUGUCAAAGUACAUGCACGAUUAUGUCUGCCGCCUCCUGAACACACACCAGUCUUAUCAAAGAGAAAAAUAUAUUUUUCAAUAUUUAAAUACUGCCCAUACAAAAUCUGGACAAUGACAGUGGACAGAGAGAUGUGAGGGAGACAGGAGAAAAAAUCUAUUGCUGUUCAACACACUUUGUCUCCAUACAGUAAAAAACAACUAGGAGAUAUCUUGAAAAACAAAUAUUCAAUAAAAACAUCUGUGACAGUU
Molecule: messenger RNA, 1186 nt
Organism: Scophthalmus maximus (turbot)
Lineage: Eukaryota; Metazoa; Chordata; Actinopteri; Pleuronectiformes; Scophthalmidae
Gene: glipr1a
Product: GLI pathogenesis-related 1a
Exons: 6
Coding region: 26-823 (265 amino acids)
Cellular component (GO): extracellular region
Source: RefSeq, a predicted model, not a curated record